Blepharisma stoltei is the source of this 2157-nucleotide messenger RNA. The record is from the annotation of a GenBank genome assembly. NCBI's taxonomy places the organism in Eukaryota, Ciliophora, Heterotrichea, Heterotrichida, Blepharismidae.
AUGGCUUAUAGGUUUAGAGCUGUCCAGCACAUUCACAAUCGAAUAAGAAUCGACGAAUAUGCAAAACUCGCCACAAAUACACUGCAAUUAGUUAGUUUUAUAUAGAACCAACUCCUCAAAAAAGAAGCUGACAAUUUCAAAAUUUUUUCAGAAAAUAUCAAUCCUGAAUAUCAAGACUUUAUGAAGAGAUUAAAAAUGAGGACAGUCGAUCAUAAAGAUACUCCUCCUGAGCAAAUUGGGAAUUAUUUCUAUUUUUCAGUAGAAGAGCCUUUUUUUAUUUGCUCCAGGAAAAGGAUUUUUGAUGUAAUUGAUAUUUAGGAUGGAACAAUUGGAAACCCUGAGACUAUUUUCCGAAUUGAAGAAAUCCCUGAGCUAAGAAAUGCGCAGGACGAGCAAAAAUACAGAAUUGGCUCACCUAUAAUAAGACUCUCUGAUGAUCACACAAAACUCAUUUAUGUUGUUGAUUUGCAUGGAAAUGAUAGACCCACAUUAGGAGUAAAAGAUUUAAAGACCGGAAAAAUUAUUGUAAAAAAUAAGCAGGAUCGCAUUCCUAUGGCAGGAAAUGCAGAAUGAGCUGAAGAUGGCAGAAGUUUUUAUUAUACACUUCCAGAUGAACAUAAUCGUCCAUCAAAGGUAAUUUACAAUAAGAUCUUUCUUCACAAUUUAAAUGAAAAGAGCGAAAACGACAAAUUAAUAUUCGAAGAAACCAAUGGGGCUUAUUAUUUGGAUUUAUCCCAGACAAAAGACAAAAAAUACACAAUAAUUUCGUCUCAAUCAAGGAGCUCUUCAGAGAUGCAUGUAAUUGAUAGAAAAACAAAUAAAACACAAAUUGUUGCAAGCAAAGAGCCAAAUACAAGGUAUUUCGUUGAGCAUAAUAAGGUAGUACCUAGUUAGGAUUAUUUUUAUCUCGUCACAAAUAAGGAUGUCCCAGAUUUCAAAAUUAUCAGAUUUCCUUCAAAAACUUCUCAAAAGCACGCACAAACUGUCGUUGGCUUUGAAGAUGGCUUAUGCAUCGACGAAGUCGAUAUGUUUGAAAAUCAUUUAGUUGUAUACUGCAGAGAAAAAACGAUCCCAAAAAUAAGAGUAUAUGAUUUGCGUACAAUGGAGCACAAAAAAAUUGAAUUCACUAAAAACAAGGAAGAAAUUUAUUCAAUUCAGCCUGGAGUUAAUAUGGAUUUCUACUCUAAAGAGCUUAGAUUCACUUAUUCUUCACGUUUAACUUAUGAAAUAUCGUAUGGGUAUGACUUAAAUACGAACACUCUUUAUCCAGUUCACGAAAAAACGUUUUCAGGAGUCCCUUAUUAUGCAAAUAAAUUUGAAUGCAAGAGGCUCGAAGUUCCUUCUCAUGAUGGGUUAUUGAUACCAUUAACUCUAUUUUAUAGAUCAGGCUUAGAAAAAAAUAGAAAGUAAUACUCAUAUAGUAAUCGGCUGCUAAUGACCGGAUAUGGGGCUUAUGGAACUCGCAGUGACCAUAGCUUUAAAUAUAGCCAACUAGCAGCAGUAGAAGAAGGGUGGAUAAUAGCUGAUGCCCAUGUCAGAGGUGAAGGAGAAAAAGGAGUUCAAUGGCAUCAAGCUGCAGUUAAAGAGCGAAAACAAAAUUCAUUUUUAGAUUUUAUUUCAACUGCUUCAUUUUUAAUUGCACAAGGAUACACAAGGCCAAGACUUAUGGCUGCUUAUGGGACAUCAGCAGGAGGUCUGCUCGUGGCAGCUGUUAUGAAUAUGAGGCCAGAAUUAUUUAAAGCUGUAGUUUUAGACGUCCCAUUUGUGGAUCCAUUAUCAAAUAUGCUCAAUGAAGAGUCAAUUUUGACAAUUCCUGAUAGGGACGAGUGGGGAGAUCCUAUUUCUGAUGUAAACAUCUACAAUGAAAUUCGUAGCUAUUCUCCAUAUGAGAAUUUGUCUAUAGCUAGAUAUCCUCCACUUUAUAUUACAGCUGGGCUGAAUGACUCCAGAGUUGAUUAUGUCAGUAUUUUGAAAUAUGUUGCUAGGAUGAGGCAAAGAAAAUAUUUAGACUCCAAGGAGGGUUUAAUUUGUUCUCAAAAUAUUGCACUUGAUGUACAAAAAACAGGACAUUUUGGAGAUGGGUCUUUGGAAAGCGAAGCUAAAAUGUGGGCAUUUUUGAAUAAAAUUAUACCGUCUCCUUCAAUCAUUCAAUAUUAA